AUGCGUGCCGCUCGCUAUCACCCAGAAGACAAUAAAUGCCAUGUCGACGACAUACCGAUUCCGAGUAUUGGAGAUGAUGAGAUUCUCGUGAAGGUUGGCUCGGCAUCGCUCUGUCACUCAGACUUGAUGCUGUUCGAUGGCUCGAUCCCAGCUUCAGAGCCUGUUGUAAUGGGUCAUGAGGGAGUGGGCUUCGUCGAUAAGCUAGGCAAGAACGUGACUGGCUUCAAGGAGGGUGACCGGAUAGGCUUCCUGUACAUCAAGGGCGUCUGCUUUGACUGUGAUGGUUGUCAAGUGCACAACCUAAACUGCACAAAUGGCUCUCCUAUGCUACAAGGCUUCGGUUGCGACGGCAUGUUCGCAGAGUACACCUCGAUCCACCAUCGAAACGCCAUUCACCUCCCUGAAAAUCUGGACAUGGCGACAUCUGCUCCCUACUUCUGCGCAGGGAUCACAGCUUUCCAUGGAGUCGACUCAUGCGACCUCAAGCCUGGCCAAUGGAUGGUGAUCGUCGGUUGCGGUGGGCUCGGCCAAAUGGGCAUCCGCUUUGCCAAAGCCAUGGGCAUCAAGGUAAUAGGUCUCGACAUCAACGACGAAGUUCUAGCAGAAGCAAAGGACAGCGGCGCGGACGUGGUCAUCAACUCCAAGAACGCUGACUACGAGGCUGAAAUCCGCAAAACCACGAACGGAGGAGCAGAUGCUGCUGUCGUUUUCAGCGCCGCUCAAGCUGCGUACGACACCGCCAGCAAGGUUCUCAAGAUUGGCGGAAUACUGAUGGUCGUCGGACUGCCUUCAAGGCCGAUCCAGUUCGGCGCGCUUGAUCUGAUGAGGAAGCUGUACCAGAUUCGAUCCGAGAGUACUGGUCCUCCGCACCAGAUGCCCAUGGCGCUGGAGUUCAUUUCCAAACACAACAUCAAGCCGAAAGUUGCUACGUACAAGCUGGACGACAUUCACGAGAUGAUUGAUCUGAUGCAGAGUGGGAAGUCGAAGUCACGGAUGGCUGUAGUCUUCUGA
Molecule: messenger RNA, 1011 nt
Organism: Saxophila tyrrhenica
Lineage: Eukaryota; Fungi; Ascomycota; Dothideomycetes; Mycosphaerellales; Extremaceae
Exons: 5
Coding region: 1-1011 (336 amino acids)
Molecular function (GO): zinc ion binding; oxidoreductase activity
Source: RefSeq, a predicted model, not a curated record